Zophobas morio is the source of this 1625-nucleotide messenger RNA. Its product is annotated as zinc finger protein 73-like. The record is from RefSeq and is a predicted model, not a curated record. Gene Ontology annotation, molecular function: zinc ion binding; RNA polymerase II cis-regulatory region sequence-specific DNA binding; DNA-binding transcription repressor activity, RNA polymerase II-specific. Gene Ontology annotation, biological process: regulation of transcription by RNA polymerase II. The transcript is spliced from 2 exons. The coding region runs from base 91 to 1575 and encodes 494 amino acids. Lineage: Eukaryota; Metazoa; Arthropoda; Insecta; Coleoptera; Tenebrionidae. Gene Ontology annotation, cellular component: nucleus; nucleoplasm.
GUUUCCUAACCUCACUUCUCAAGCUUUGGUCUGUUUGUUUAACUAAAAAGUAACAUGAACUUGUGAUAAGUUCAGUGUUUCGGGUUUAACAUGCAUGUGUCCGAACAAACGUGUCGCGUUUGUUUAGGCAAACAACGUCUGAAUGCUAUAUUCAAGAAGAAUCUUCCGGGAAAGAUUAUGUAUUGUGCUGCUGUAGAAGUUUCGGAAGAUGAUGAAUUGCCGAAAAUGAUCUGCAACCAGUGUUUAUUCUACUUAGAUGUCGCUUACAUAUUUCGAACUGUGUGUGAAGCUACUGAUGCCAAGUUGCGAAAAUUAGUUGAAGAGAACAAGCGUGUUGCAGAUUUACCACCCACAACUCCUGUUAGACAAGAUAACGCUGAAGACGUUGUUAAAGAACCACAUUCUGAAGACGUUGUUAAUGAACGUUCUGCAGACGUCAAUGAACAACGUUCUGAAGACGUUGUAAGUGAACAACAUUCUGAAGACGUUGUAAAACAACAAAAUUGUGAAGACGUCUAUUUUAUUAAUAGUCCAGUUGCCAACGAAGUCGUCAUUGGCGAGGAGGAAGAUGAUCUCGAGGUGGAUAUUGUAUUAUCUGCUUGUGAUGAAAGUAGUAGUAGCGUAGAAGUAGAAAAUAAGACAUCACCACCAAUGGUUGAAAUUGAUAUGAAUGCGAAAAUUUCGGACGAUUGCAAGGAAAAUAAAGAGAAAAUUGGACGCCACACUGCAAGAAAAAUUUCUGCCAAAGUGGCUAAACGGGUUCCGACUUUGGGGGCCACGUUUAUUUCUGAGGAGCUGCAACGUCCACAAGGCGAGAAAGUACCUGAAAAUAUAAUUAAAGAAACCCCACCUGAAAUAUCACAAAGACUGCUACCUGAAAAGAUUGAUGAAAGUUCCAUUGAAAGAAAAAUGUGUGAAGCCCCUAAAAUGCACCAAUGUAACCAAUGCAAUAAAUCGUUUCCAUAUAAGAGCUACUUGAAAAGACAUAUGACUGUUCACGUAACAAAUAAAAAGUACAAGUGUUCUCAGUGUGAUAAAAAAUUCAUCAAUCAACAUAAUCUUAGUGUGCAUAUGCAAACCCAUUCUGGGAGUUUUCCAUAUAUGUGUAAGUUUUGUGAUAGAGGUUUCGCAUGGCCUAGUCUACUGAAGCGCCACCUGAAUUCGCACACUUCGAUGGCGGAGUUUCAGUGUAAAUAUUGUUCCAAAAAAAUGCUUCAUUUGAGUAGUUUGAAGCUCCAUGAAAAAAUGCAUUUAUAUCGACCUUCGUACACUUGUGAUAUUUGUUUCAAGACGUUCGCUUACACAAAUUCGUUAGCUACCCAUAAGAAAACUCACAAAGGUGUGAAAGACAACGUCUGUGGGAUAUGUAAGAAGCAGUUUUCUCGGAAAACGUCACUGAGAAGACAUAUGCUCAUUCACUUGAGGAAUAAGAAUUUUAGUUUUAAAGUUCGCCUGAAGCCCAAAAUAGUUCCAAAAGACAGAAUUGAGAAAAGAUUAAAGUGCGACGAAUGUAGUCGUAAGUUUGGGAGUAAAGCGCUACUUCUAAAACAUCUAAAACAACAUACACAUAAGUAGUUUAAUUUUUUUUAUACAUAAAUUAUAUUUAAUAAAUUCUACUAAUAAUA